AAAGAAGGAGGCGAAAGACGAGAACAGAGGAAAUAGCUGAAAACAGUAAGCAAGCGAGCAAACUACCUGUAGCAGGAUCCAGUCUUAUUGCGUACAUACGCAUUUAGCUUCAAAAUACUGACUUCGUCCAUAUUUCCUUAAGGAAUUGUCGCAGAAAUAAAAGAAAAAAGAAAUAAAGAUAUGAGGAAAUAGAGAGGAAAUAGAAGGAAAAUAAAUAGAAAAAACGAAAUGAGGCCAAACGUUAACGUGAAAUCCUGACGCUCGAUAGCAAAAUACAACUUGUUUAUUGUUUUUGAGAGUCGGACAACUUCUGUAGGCGCACAUGUCGGGAGACGGCCGUUAUUUAUGUACAAUUUAUGCAAUCGAGAUAUUUUAAAAACAACCUCAGGAAAUCGCUAGCUUCAAAGUUCGCUGGUUGCUACUCGAGUAGCGGAUGUAUACGUUGUAACUGUUUGCUUUGAGGAUAUUUGAAAACGGAGCAUUUUCCACUCUUUAUAGGAGUAAUACAUAAUUAAGAAAGAAAAGAGAGUCAGGCAAACAACAUACAACGCUGGGAUUUAUUUACAAGGAAGACAGAAUAGAAAAUAACUAAAGGAUUAAUGUUAGAAAUCAACUAACUGGAAAGAGAAAGAGAAAAAUACCGAAUAUGCAAGAGCCAUGAUGGCUGACGCAUCCUCGAGAAGUGUGAUAUGAAGUCGCCCCGUGAUGACAGUGUUAUCUCUUGUGCUGUAUGUUCUGGCAGUUGUUGCCGGUUUAAUCCUGUUCGGACUUUAUCGUCAAAGGUCGGAAAGCGCUAAAGAAGAACUGGUUUCUGACGACGCUGUUUACACCCGCUACAAAGUAAAACCUUCCAUAUUUUCGGUACUCGGCAUCCAGUACUAUGGCAACAGUAACUAUUUCUGUUCGUUUGACGACCAUUUCGAGUCUUUCGACGCCGUCAGCAAGGCCUGUAGACGAGCUGGUCUGGAACAUUGUCAGUUGAUAGUGGGAGUGGACUUUACAGCCAGCAACGAGUGGCAAGGUCGAAAAACGUUCAACGGCCAGUGCCUACAUAAAAUUUGGCCAGGCAAGGUUUUGAACCCUUACCAAAAGGUCAUAUCGAUUUUGGGACAGACCCUGGAGCCGUUCGACGAAGACAAACUGAUUCCUGCCUUCGGUUUUGGCGAUACGAAAACAAUGAACCAGGAUGUUUUCUACCUGAAUCCAUCGGAGAAUCCAUGUUACGGUUUCCACGAAGUGCUGGAGCGGUAUAACGAAGCGGUUCGAAAUAUCACUCUAAGUGGCCCCACCACUUUCUGCCCCAUCAUUGAAAAAGCUAUCGAGAUUGUUAAAGAGAAAAAUACCUACCACAUCCUGGUGAUUAUUGCUGAUGGCCAGAUAAACGAACAAGGCGAAACAGUGAGAGCCAUAGUCGAAGCAUCUGAGUAUCCUCUUAGUAUCAUCGUGGUCGGCGUUGGCGACGGCCCGUGGGAUAUCAUGGAGGAGUUUGACAACUGUUUACCACGUCGGAAAUUCGACAAUUUCCAGUUUGUCGAUUACCACGGAACAGUAGGCAAAUCCAAACAUCCGGAAGCAGUGUUUGCCUUACACGCUCUGAUGGAAGUACCCGACCAAUACAAAACCAUCAGGAAUUUAGGGUACCUUCAGAAAGAGGAUAAGUUCUAUGGAAUUAUGGGUGGAAACUACAAGAUAGAAUCUAAUGUCUGAAGGACAAAUAUGACGAAUCUACACUUCUGUCCAAAAGCUAUUACAAACAUACAUACCGCACAACCUACCCAACUAUCUCUGUCUUUUUUCCUCUCUUUCACUCUCUCUUGCUUUCAGUCCCUCUCUCUAUCUCUAUCUCUGUCUACCUACCUAUCUAUCUAUCUUUCUAUCUAUCUUGUGCUCUAUAUCUUUUUCUCAUUCCUCGUUCCUCUUUGCUCUUAAUUCUCUUGCGACUUAUUGGGACAUUCAAAAAGUCAUGGCUGAUUUUUCCUAAUACAUAUAUGAAAUUUAUAUGAAAUUAUGUGUGUUUGUAUGUAUGCAAAUACAAUUCAGACUCCUAUACAGAUAUAUACAUACAUAUUACAUAAAUAUGAAACGUAUAUAUUAAUAUACA
Octopus sinensis (East Asian common octopus) is the source of this 2101-nucleotide messenger RNA. Its product is annotated as E3 ubiquitin-protein ligase RGLG5. Lineage: Eukaryota; Metazoa; Mollusca; Cephalopoda; Octopoda; Octopodidae. Bases 706 to 1707 code for a protein of 333 amino acids. The transcript has 5 exons. The record is from RefSeq and is a predicted model, not a curated record.